This is a messenger RNA of Rhincodon typus (whale shark), 813 nucleotides long. RefSeq names its product testis-specific serine/threonine-protein kinase 3. Gene Ontology annotation, molecular function: protein serine/threonine kinase activity; ATP binding; tau-protein kinase activity. Gene Ontology annotation, cellular component: cytoplasm. Lineage: Eukaryota; Metazoa; Chordata; Chondrichthyes; Orectolobiformes; Rhincodontidae. Gene Ontology annotation, biological process: microtubule cytoskeleton organization; intracellular signal transduction; protein phosphorylation. The record is from RefSeq and is a predicted model, not a curated record. The transcript is spliced from 2 exons. The coding region runs from base 1 to 813 and encodes 270 amino acids.
AUGGAAAAACUGCUCCUGUCUAAAGGAUAUCAACUUGGGAACACGAUCGGGGAGGGGACUUAUUCCAAAGUGAAGGAAGCUUACUGCAGAAACCAGCAGAGGAAAGUGGCCAUCAAAAUCAUCAACCGCCAGACAGUACCAAAGGAUUUCAUCCACAAAUUUCUCCCACGAGAACUGCAAAUAGUACAGAACUUGGAUCACAAAAAUAUCAUUAAGGUUCACGAAAUCUGGGAGAGCGAUGAUGGCAAGAUCUGUAUAAUCAUGGAGCUUGCAGAAGGUGGGGAUGUUCUGGAACACAUCAAAAAGGAAGGGCCGUUACCAGAAGAACUGGCAAAAACCUUAUUCCGUCAACUUGUAGCAGCAAUUCGAUACUGUCACGACUGUGGUAUUGCUCAUAGAGAUCUGAAGUGUGAGAACACACUGCUGGAUAAAAGCUUCAAUGUGAAGUUGGCAGACUUCGGCUUCGCUAAGAAUUUCCGGACCGGGACAGCUGAGUUAAGCAAGACAUUCUGCGGUAGCACAGCUUACGCUGCACCCGAGGUUCUCCAGGGAGUUCCACAUGAGAGCAUCAAGAGUGACAUCUGGAGUAUGGGCAUUGUGUUGUACAUCAUGCUGUGCGGACACCUGCCUUUCGAUGACUCCAACAUUCCCAAGAUGUUGUGGCUGCAGCAGAAUGGGGUGGCAUUCCCACAGCACCUGGAGCUGAGCCGGGAAUGUCGAGACCUUGUUGGAAGAUUGUUGGAACCCGAUUGCAGUCUGAGACCUCCAAUCCAGGAGGUCUGCUUCCAUCCAUGGUUAUCAGACAGCCAAUAA